CCGACUUUAACUGCCAACUGCUAAGCUUUGUUCCUUAAACAGAUCUCUCUCUACCUUAACUCACUCUCUCUAAUCCCCGAUUCGAUUUCGCUCUCCAAAUCUCCAAGGGUAUUGAAAUGGCGGAAUCAAAGUCUGGAUUGAGAAAACCUGUUUUUACCAAGGUUGACCAACUUCGUCCGGGGACUAGUGGCCACACUCUUACUGUUAAGGUUGUUAGUACGAAGAUGGUAUUGCAGAAGGGUCGUGCUGAUGGUCCUCAAGUUCGCCAAAUGCGAAUUGCUGAAUGCUUAGUAGGGGAUGAGACUGGAAUGAUUAUCUUUACCGCUAGGAAUGAACAAGUGGACUUAAUGAAAGAGGGUACUACUGUAACUCUUCGUAAUGCGAAAAUUGACAUGUUUAAAGGAUCAAUGAGGCUUGCAGUGGACAAGUGGGGUCGUGUUGAGGUCACUGAACCUGCUAGUUUCACUGUGAAAGAAGACAACAAUCUGUCACUGAUUGAGUAUGAACUGGUUAAUGUUGUUGAAGAGUGACCUUUCCGGUUGGUGUUUGCUUUGCUUCUAUAUUGUCAUCCAAGAAUAAAUUAACUCCACUAAACGUGUUACUUUGGUCUACGGGACAUCUCAUCUUCAAAAUGCUCAUGGAAGUUCACUUUUAGAAAGAAGAAAUCUGGAAGCUAGUGUAGUACUCCUCGAAGUUGCUUCUUGCCCCUGCAGCAGAUCCAGCAGAACCUUUUGGUUGGACCUCCAAACAGAUGGUGAUGGCUGUAAAUUUUAGAGUUGAAAACAGCUGGCUUUUGGAACUUGCUUUCCUUUGUUGACUUUUUUUUUUUUUUUUAAUUUUGCGGGCAGCCACUGUUGUUUGGUUUUUAGAUCAUACUUAAGAAGUUUAAUAUUAUAAAAUGUAUGCUUACAUGCUUGAUACGACUCUUUCAAUAUCUUGCUUGCCUAACCUUUCCAAGUUAUGUCUAAGUGAUUUGGUGUAACGUAUUUCAUUUUAUAACUUGAUAAUGGCAUUCUAUGCUACUCUCUAGCGUUUCACUUGA
Molecule: messenger RNA, 1042 nt
Organism: Theobroma cacao (cacao)
Lineage: Eukaryota; Viridiplantae; Streptophyta; Magnoliopsida; Malvales; Malvaceae
Product: Nucleic acid-binding, OB-fold-like protein
Source: RefSeq, a predicted model, not a curated record